AUGGCGCCCACACGAAAGUCAGCAGCAGAGCCGUCUCGUCGCAGCGAGCGCGUGCAGCUCUCCAAUGCGAUCAAGGUCUCCGAGCAGGAAGCCAAACUGAAGGCGGGAGUCACUAAGAAGAAGCGCUUUCGACGUCCAAGACAACGAGUCGGCUGCAGACUGCUCAAGCUUCCUGGAGAGAUACGCAACAGCAUCUACCGAUUUUCCCUCGUCGAACCGGAGAAGCUGGACAUCAAACCCGACGGUCCUGGCGAGCCAUCAUUGCUCCGUGUCUGCAAGAGUAUCCGUAAUGAAGGACGUUCAAUCUACUAUGUCGAGAACCGAUUCAAUUUGCUGCUCAACGACUUCAAUGGUGCCGACUUUACUCCAUUCUUGCGACAGUCCAAUCGCUUUUCCCGCCAACCUGCCAAGUACGAUAAUGUCAUUUUCGAUAUGAAUGGCCAUGCGAACUGGGACAAUCUGGUGAAGUGGAUCAAAGCAGAUCACACGGAAACUCCCAUGCGACCAGAUACCGAAGGCCCAGUCACGCCCAAUGAUCACGUCUUGGCUGGUGCCUUUGGCCUUGCCAAACUGAUGGUGUUUCUCCCGUGGUCGAUGCUUAAGGAGGCGCUGGGCUUUUACCGCAAGUCGUUGGUACUUACGCCGUGGGGCGAGGACUGGGAUGAUGUCGAUUGA
Messenger RNA from Zasmidium cellare ATCC 36951, 675 nucleotides. RefSeq lists its product as uncharacterized. The transcript has 3 exons. Lineage: Eukaryota; Fungi; Ascomycota; Dothideomycetes; Mycosphaerellales; Mycosphaerellaceae. The coding region runs from base 1 to 675 and encodes 224 amino acids. The record is from RefSeq and is a predicted model, not a curated record.